AUGAAAGCAUUCACCAGCUUACUAUGUGGACUGGGCCUGUCCACUACACUCGCCAAGGCCAUCUCAUUGCAAAGACCGUUGGGUCUAGAUAAGGACAUUUUGUUCCAAGCUGCGGAAAAAUUUGGUUUGGACUUGGACCUGGAUCACCUCCUAAAGGAGUUGGACUCUAACGUAUUGGACGCAUGGGCUGAGAUAGAGCAUUUGUACCCGAACCAGGUCAUGAACCUUGAGACCUCGACUAAGCCAAAAUUCCCUGAAGCGAUCAAAACGAAGAAGGACUGGGACUUUGUAGUCAAGAACGACGCAAUUGAAAACUACCAACUUCGUGUCAACAAGAUUAAGGACCCUAAAAUUUUGGGUAUCGACCCAAACGUCACACAGUACACUGGUUACUUGGAUGUUGAGGACGAAGACAAGCAUUUCUUCUUCUGGACUUUUGAAAGUAGAAACGAUCCUGCUAAGGAUCCGGUCAUUCUUUGGUUGAACGGGGGGCCAGGCUGCUCUUCGCUAACUGGGCUAUUCUUUGAAUUGGGGCCCUCGUCCAUUGGACCUGAUUUGAAGCCGAUCGGAAACCCUUACUCUUGGAACAGCAAUGCUACCGUGAUCUUCCUUGAUCAACCUGUCAAUGUUGGAUUCUCGUAUUCCGGGUCCUCGGGUGUCUCCAACACCGUCGCCGCCGGUAAGGACGUCUACAACUUCUUGGAAUUGUUCUUUGACCAGUUCCCUGAAUACGUCAACAAGGGCCAAGAUUUCCACAUCGCUGGGGAGUCCUAUGCUGGCCAUUACAUCCCCGUUUUUGCCUCUGAAAUUUUGUCCCACAAGGACAGAAACUUUAACCUGACCUCCGUCUUAAUCGGUAAUGGUCUUACUGACCCAUUGACUCAGUACAACUACUAUGAGCCAAUGGCUUGUGGUGAAGGUGGCGAACCCUCCGUUUUGCCUUCCGAAGAAUGUUCCGCUAUGGAGGACUCCUUGGAGCGUUGUUUGGGCUUGAUCGAGUCGUGCUAUGACUCCCAAUCUGUCUGGUCCUGUGUUCCAGCUACCAUUUAUUGUAACAACGCCCAAUUGGCUCCUUACCAACGUACCGGCAGAAACGUCUAUGACAUCAGAAAGGACUGUGAAGGUGGCAAUUUGUGCUACCCAACUUUGCAAGAUAUCGACGACUACUUAAACCAAGACUACGUCAAACAAGCUGUCGGCGCAGAGGUUGACCGCUACGAAUCCUGUAACUUCGACAUUAACAGAAAUUUCCUGUUUGCGGGUGACUGGAUGAAGCCUUACCACACCGCUGUGACGGAUCUUUUGAAUCAAGACUUACCCAUUCUGGUCUAUGCAGGUGACAAAGAUUUCAUCUGUAACUGGUUGGGUAAUAAGGCAUGGACGGAUGUCUUGCCAUGGAAGUACGACGAAGAAUUCGCAAGCCAAAAAGUACGUAACUGGACCGCAUCUAUUACCGACGAGGUUGCUGGUGAAGUCAAAUCCUAUAAGCACUUCACCUACUUGAGAGUCUUCAAUGGUGGCCACAUGGUUCCAUUCGACGUCCCUGAAAACGCCUUAAGUAUGGUUAAUGAAUGGAUCCACGGCGAUUUCUCGUUAUAA
Messenger RNA from Saccharomyces paradoxus, 1599 nucleotides. It is a transcript of the gene PRC1, whose product is annotated as carboxypeptidase C PRC1. The coding region runs from base 1 to 1599 and encodes 532 amino acids. Gene Ontology annotation, molecular function: serine-type carboxypeptidase activity. The transcript has a single exon. NCBI's taxonomy places the organism in Eukaryota, Fungi, Ascomycota, Saccharomycetes, Saccharomycetales, Saccharomycetaceae. Gene Ontology annotation, biological process: proteolysis. Gene Ontology annotation, cellular component: fungal-type vacuole. The record is from RefSeq and is a predicted model, not a curated record.